AUGGCGUGCUUUGCUGCAGUGCUGGGAUCUCCCAAGCCAAUGAGUCCACCAGUGCAUGAAUACCUCCGCAGCAAGCUUUGCUCCCUGUACGAGAACGACUGCAUCUUCGACAAGUUUGAGUGUGUCUGGAACGGCUCAGACAGUGUGAUCAUGACUGGGGCCUACAACAAUUUCUUCCGGAUGUUUGACCGGAACACCAACCGUGACGUGACCCUGGAGGCGUCCAGGGAGAGCAGUAAGCCCCGGGCCGUGCUCAAGCCUCGGCGCGUCUGCCAGGGCGGGAAACGACGCAAGGAUGACAUCAGCGUGGACAGCCUGGACUUCACCAAGAAGAUCCUGCACACGGCCUGGCACCCCACGGAGAACAUCAUCGCCAUCGCUGCCACCAACAACCUGUACAUCUUCCAGGACAAACUCAACCAGGAGAUGCAUGGCUGAGAGAGAGAGCAGGAGGCUGGAGACGUACACACACACACACACACACUGAAGCAAACAUUCAUUCAGACAGUAAGGCAAGCAAGAACAUGUAACAUAUGCACACACACACACACACACACUCUCUCUCUCUCUCUCUAGAUGACAGGGAGAUGCUGUAAAGACACACACUCCACAGUUCUCAGUGGAUGGACUGGUCCACCCUAGGACCAGACAGGGGGAGCUGGAUAACCCAAUAAGAAUGAUGCUGGAUUAUGGUUUAUGGAAUUCUAAAUCAUGGAUGUGUUGACUGUUGACCUCUGGAUUGUGGCUGAUCUGAUGGUGUUUGUUUUGCUAUUGGUCAUUUUUGCAUUCUGAGGGGUUUGACCUCUUGACAGGAGGAGCUUUCACAUGUGUCUGCCUUUUUCUGAUCAUCUGCCUCUUCCUCUUCUUCCCCUUCCUCCUCACUCUGUUUCUGUACAUGUCUGUGCUCAGUCCUCUCCUACAGUCUGGACUGAUUCUUGACGUUGGUGUAAAAAACCCUUUGUGGUUCCUGGUGGUAACUAGUGGAAAUGUUUGCGGAAUGUUUGAAGUCUAAUUAUAGUUUUUUUGUUAAAUCAUGUUACAUGUUACAUGAUUUGAAUUAUCAUUAAUGAUGAUGAUGAUGGUAAAAGUGAUGACAAUGACAGUUAAUGGUACAUGAGACAUUAGUCAGUAGGACGUUGGGUUCCACAAGGCUGCCUGUCACACCUAGGUGACAUUUAAUCCUGAUGUUUCAGUUGAUUGUGAAGACUGCUGGGGAACUUGGCUGUGUCGUGCUACUUUGCAAUGAAACACAAGGAAUGAAGCAAAAAUCAAGUCCAACAAUCAAGCAAAAAAUAUGCUGCAUGAUGGAUUUUUUUUUUGUUUAUAUAAAUUUACUGGCUGCCUUUCUAACCAUAAACAGGCUGUAAAAAGGCUUCUGGAGCUCUGCCUCUACACAGCACUAGUUACCAUAGACAACAACAAAGAGCUCUCCUUUUGUUUGUGUUUACCGGACACAAAAAGCAUGUUUACCAGUGUUCAGUUUUACGGUGUACAUUUGAAAUGAAUCCCAAAUAAUACAUAGUUUUAAAUGAAGAUACUGAACCAGGGGUAUGGGGAAUGUUUUAUCAACGUUGUAAACUAAACUGUUAAAGGAAUGUUUUAUCAACAUUGUAAUCUAAACCUUUAAAGGAAUGUUUUAUCAACGCUGUAAUUUAAACCUUUAAAGGAAUGUUUUAUCAACAUUGUAAUCUAAACUGUUAAAGGAAUGUUUUAUCAACGUUGUAAUCUAAACCUUUAAAAGGAAUGUUUUAUCAACGUUGUAAUCUAAACCUUUAAAAGGAAUGUUUUAUCAAUGUUGUAAUCUAAACCUUUAAAGGAAUGUUUUAUCAACGUUGUAAUCUAAACCUUUAAAGGAAUGUUUUAUCAACGUUGUAAUCUAAACCUUUAAAGGAAUGUUUUAUCAACGUUGUAAUCUAAACCUUUAAAGGACUGUUUUAUCAGGGUUGUAAUCUAAACCUUUAAAGUUAUGAUUUAUCAGGGUUGUAAUCUAAACCUUUAAAAGAAUGUUUAAUCAACGUUGUAAUCUAAACCUUUAAAGGAAUGUUUUAUCAGGGUUGUAAUCUAAACCUUUAAAGGGCCUGAAUGGUAUCUGCUGUAUAUUCAACUCUUUUUGACAUUUCUAGGUUUGUUGUUUCAGAUCAAGAACCAAGAGUGCAGAGCCGAUCAUCUCUGAUGAUGGUGUUCAUGGCAACAAGAGAGAGAUUAUUAAACUCUUCCCUCUAGCCUUUGAACAAAUUCAGAUUUUUUUGGAGAAGUUAUUGUUAACUUCUGUAUUUUUUUGAACAUCUGUCACUUGUGUUUGAUUUCAUGUCCUGCAGCCCUGGCAUUGAUUCACAUAUUUUGUGUUCAUGUAUUUUCAACGGGAAAAAAAAUCUCAUGAACAAUUACGAAUAUGUUAAUGUUAUUUUUUUUCUGAUUAAAGAUUUCAACAAUAUUGCAUCCUA
Messenger RNA from Oncorhynchus tshawytscha (Chinook salmon), 2444 nucleotides. RefSeq names its product serine/threonine-protein phosphatase 2A 55 kDa regulatory subunit B gamma isoform-like. The coding region runs from base 1 to 438 and encodes 145 amino acids. Gene Ontology annotation, cellular component: protein phosphatase type 2A complex; cytosol. Gene Ontology annotation, biological process: peptidyl-serine dephosphorylation. The record is from RefSeq and is a predicted model, not a curated record. NCBI's taxonomy places the organism in Eukaryota, Metazoa, Chordata, Actinopteri, Salmoniformes, Salmonidae. The transcript has 3 exons. Gene Ontology annotation, molecular function: protein phosphatase regulator activity; protein binding.